Molecule: messenger RNA, 477 nt
Organism: Zychaea mexicana
Lineage: Eukaryota; Fungi; Mucoromycota; Mucoromycetes; Mucorales; Lichtheimiaceae
Exons: 2
Coding region: 1-477 (158 amino acids)
Source: RefSeq, a predicted model, not a curated record
AUGCAUCGAAUCAAUUGCGCAACUUCGUUUACCAAUCGGUCACCCAGCUUUAUCACGGACGCCGACCUUACAAACGAGGAGGACCAAUCAUUCAACAGCCGGAUUAAAAAUCACAAUGGCGGCACAAACAAUAAGUUACAACAGAGACUUGGCAGCGCAGAAGCAGAUACGGUGCAGAUUACAAAUGAUUAUCGAAGUAGCAAAACAUGCCCAACAUGUCACCAUCCGAUGAAACUGCACAAGUAUCGUAUCGAUGAAAAGCUCAAGAUGGCAAACGGUGCGCUUCGGUGCAUCAACGGCAAUUGUCUGCAUCAUCGAAAAAGCACGUUUGGACGUGAUGAAGCGGCGGGUUACAAUAUAUCGAUUAUUGGUGUAUCCAAAGCAAUAUCGUCCGACAACAAGCCACUGCCCAUCUUCUCGCCAUCAAAACACCGAUCUUUCCAAGUCGCUUCCCAUAUGAAGCAGUACCUGACGUGA